UAAGCGGUUGUUAAUAGUAACGCAGGAACAACAUGGCUGCUCGUGUCUUUGCUGUCAAACUCUUGUCGUCGCUGAGAGGUAACGUCAGCACCGCGCGCUCAGCAGCCCGUGCGGUCGCGUGCAGUGCAGCUCGCGCUCAGCUCCGCACCGUGCACGGGUCAAGUGCUGUGACAGGAACAGUGGACCGGUUCGGUGGAGUCACAGUGGACCGGUUCGGUGGAGUCACAGUGGACCUGGCUCACGUCGGUUUCCCGACGGACAUCAGCGAAAGCUCAUUCAGCAGCCUCCUGCAAGAUUCUUUGCUCCAGUGGAAAGCGGAGGGGAAAGUCGCAGUGUGGCUUCGAGUGCCGAUCACUCUGAGUCGCUGUGCUGCCGCUGCCUCCGCUCACGGCUUCACCUUCCAUCACGCCAAAGACGACCAUGCAGUGCUGGCCCUCUGGUUGGGAGAAGGGGAAAGCAGGCUGCCGGGGUUUGCAACUCACCAAAUCGGAGUGGCAGGCGCAGUUGUUGAUGAAUCCAGUGGAAAAGUUCUAGUCGUCCAAGACAGAAACAAGACAAAGAAUGCUUGGAAGUUCCCCGGUGGCUUGUCUGAUCCAGGAGAGAAUAUCGGUGCCACUGCCGUUCGCGAAGUGUUCGAGGAAACCGGCGUUCGCUCCGAGUUCAGGUCCCUGCUCAGCAUCCGGCAGCAGCACAACCACCCCGGCGCCUUCGGCAUGUCGGACAUGUACAUCAUCUGCCGACUCGGCCCGCUCAGCUACGACAUCAAUUUCUGCACUCAGGAGUGUCUGCGCUGCGAGUGGCUGGACCUCGCCGAGCUGGCCGAGACCGGCGACACCACGCCCAUCACCUCUCGCGUAGCCAGGCUUCUUCUUCACGGCCUGGAGCGGGGCUUCCACGAGAUCGACCUCACCAUGGAGGAGCUCCCCGCUGUCUACUCUGGGAUGUUUUACCAGCUUUACCACAGACAGCUUCCUCCGACACUAAAAUCCUAGCGACCCGUCAUCAGACCUGAUGGGGUUAGCA
This is a messenger RNA of Morone saxatilis (striped sea-bass), 1023 nucleotides long. It is a transcript of the gene nudt6, whose product is annotated as nudix (nucleoside diphosphate linked moiety X)-type motif 6. The record is from RefSeq and is a predicted model, not a curated record. The coding region runs from base 33 to 992 and encodes 319 amino acids. Gene Ontology annotation, molecular function: ADP-ribose diphosphatase activity; NADH pyrophosphatase activity; NAD binding. The transcript has 5 exons. Lineage: Eukaryota; Metazoa; Chordata; Actinopteri; Moronidae.